Messenger RNA from Spodoptera frugiperda (fall armyworm), 2464 nucleotides. RefSeq names its product ell-associated factor Eaf (gene Eaf). Gene Ontology annotation, biological process: positive regulation of DNA-templated transcription; regulation of transcription elongation by RNA polymerase II. The transcript is spliced from 9 exons. The record is from RefSeq and is a predicted model, not a curated record. Bases 241 to 1257 code for a protein of 338 amino acids. NCBI's taxonomy places the organism in Eukaryota, Metazoa, Arthropoda, Insecta, Lepidoptera, Noctuidae. Gene Ontology annotation, cellular component: super elongation complex. Gene Ontology annotation, molecular function: transcription elongation factor activity.
CGCCAUCUCUAAAUUAAACGUCAUGGGAACUAGGUCGAAGGAAUAGUUCAUGUCUAACUUAUUGGACUAUUUUAUUACUAUAACGAGCCCUUUUCCAUGAAAUUAUUAUCUAAUUAGUGCGCCUAAAAAUCGUACUGACGAUGACAUUUAUUUCUGAGACAUAGUUGGGUUUGAUAAAACUUAGGUGGAGAAUCAAUCGAAGAUAAAAAAAAUAUUUAUGGCCGAAAACCAAGUGUCAUAAUGGCGGAUAAACAUAGCCUGAACUAUGAUGUGAGAGAGUUGAAGUUGGGAGCGAGUUUUACUAACAAUAAGGCAUCCCAAUAUCAUACAAUCAAAUAUGACUUCAAACCGGCGUCAGUGGACGUUAACAAAAUGGCGACCGUGGAUGUUGGAACAAAUAAUCAAGUCACAGUUACUGUACCACAUUUGGAUGGCGCGGGCGUACCUCAGACAAUUUUCAAAGGCAACCAGAGGCCUUACACCAAGGACUGCGUGCUCAUUAUAGAUAGAGUUACCGGCGAGAUUACUCUGGAGAAGCUCUCUAGUAAUAUACAAGUCAAAAAGACUAGGCAAGAAACGACUCAGAAGCCGCGCCCCCUGACGCCCGUAACGACAGAGUUGUUCACGAACACGACGCAGCGCUCCACGUCGCGUACGCGCGUCGCAACCAAUAGACGUAGUAACACUAAUGCAGUACCUGGAACAGCCCAGCCGAACAACGCGGCUCGGUUUAACGGCGCGGGCAACAUGGCCAAGCCGCCCACACUGGUCCGCUCGCCGCCGCGGCAGAAGACCUCACCUCCACAGGCAGCGCCUUGGUCAGGCGGUGGCAAUAGUACGCUGGCGUCGCUACCGAUGAUAGGCCUGGACGACGCGCUGUCGGGCCCGGGUGGUCCCCCCGCGGCCGCGCCCCCCGCGCCCCCUGCGCCCCCGCCGCAGUACGCGCGCGGCUACGAGCGGGCGGCGCCCGCCCCCGCGCCCGCGCCCGCGCCCCCGCCCGACCGCCCGCACCACAACACUACCGCCGCAUACCAACCUCCGCCCACACACCACCAGCCUCAGCAACAAGAAGACAGUUCUUCAAGUUCAUCGAGUGAGAGUGGCAGUGACUCUGACAGUGGAAGUGAUAGUGAUGACAACGAUUCCAGCGCUCACCACCCUAUACCCAACGGUAACGCGCCCCCCAACCCUGCGUUACCGGCGGACGUGCUGAACGAUGAUCUCUGCCUGUCCGAAUCCGGCAGCGACUCCGACUGACCUCACGACAAACGUUUAUUUCAUAGGGUUUGGGUGUUUUUAAUUUUAAACGUUACUCUACUCACCCUCGAACAGAUUUCUUCUCAAACUGGCAAGCAUACAAUACUAAAACAUGGAGCAAUAAGUAAACUGAGUCUUAUUACUUUAUAAUUGAGGUUCUAUUUUGUGUGACUGCAUGUUUUGUGGUGGAAUACAGUCUACUUUGAGAGUAGACAGCAAUAAAUUGUUUGCAUGGAGUACAGGAAGCGGUUGGUAUCAACAUUAUCUUGAAUUUGCUUCCUUUGUUACUGUGAACUGUAUAAAAAUGAUAUUAUUUUAACUUUGAAGGACAUAUGAGCAGAUGUUCUGUAAUACUCGGCAUGAAACAUGGCAAGACUAUGUUGUGGUAGGGUUAAGUUCGUGCAUUGUGUAUUUCUCAUUACUUCUCACUUUAACUUUUAACUCAAUCUUUUUCUUAUGUUCACUUUCUUCCAAGUAGAUAUGUUUUAAACUAAAUUACGGCUACUUAGCUAUUAGCUAUAAAAUAACACAGUGCGCAAACUUCCAUCGACCACGACAAACUGUUGCCAUGUUCCGUGCCGGGCACUAUCAGUCUGCAUAAUGAUUGCUUACUCCAAUGUUACAUGAUGACUUGCCAUGGUUUGAAAUAUUUUUGUAUAAGAGAUGGUACAUUAAAGUAUAAUAUUUUUUGUCAGAUUUAUUUUAUUCAUAAUCUUUAAGUAAAAUAAACUUAAUUAUUAUGUAUUGUUGACAUAAUUAAAGAUAAUCGUAACGUGCCUCAUAAUGAACAUAGAUAUUUUUUAUUUUAUGCCAAUAUUUGUAAAAUCUAGGUUAAGUAAGUACGUAAUGAUUGGUAAUGAUGUUUUAUCGCGAUGUUCAUUUAUUUAAAUUUAGUUAAUGUCUAAAAAUUGCAAUAAUCUUUUGUACAGGAAGAUUGGAAGAAAAAUAUUGUAAUAUAAAGAUGAACAUGAUAGUUUGUCGAGAUAUAUAAAUAAUAUGUACAUAGAGAUGAGAGAACUUAAUUAUAUUAUAUAGGGUUGUUGUGGUUAUUAACUCACAGAACCUGAAAUUGUGUGCCUUCAGCAAACUACAUUGCUAAUUUAUUUUGGAUCAUUACGUCGUCUGAUAUUGACAGACGUUACCUACCCAAUUAUGUCCACAUGCUCUUUUUACUUAUGAGAAUAUAAACAAAACUGAAAAGAAACAA